UCAUGCUACCCCAUUGUAACCCUUUCUUCUUAUCCUAAUUGCUUGUUCUCUGAAAACCCUCGAACAAAACCCUAACCCCAUCCCCAGCCGUCCCAACCUUCACCGUCCCUAACCAUGGACUCUGUCGUCAAGCAAGAAGUCCCCGAAUGCAAUGAUCAUCCCCUCCCGAGCCUAAAUGAUCGACUUCCGCAACUUUUCUCAAACAAUAUGAUUGACAGUAGUUCAAGCGGUUCUUCCGAUAUCGACGACCCCAACGACGCCGCGUUACCUUGUGAUUUACUCGCCCCUGCUUGGCCGCUCGUGAAGUUUGAGGAGCCUUUGCCUGUGACAGAGGCUUCGCCGGUGUCAGCGAUUUAUCCGGUUAAUAUGGUGGUGGAUGGUAGGGAAGCAAUACGUCCAGUUGUUGGCAGCUGUAAGCAGUUUUGGAAAGCCGGGGAUUAUGAAAUCAGUGAAGGUGGCGAUGCAGCUUUGACUACUUCUGUGGGCAUGGAUCGCGUCAGGGUCCAUCCUAAGUUUCUGCAUUCAAAUGCGACCAGCCAUAAAUGGGCUCUGGGAGCUUUUGCGGAGCUUCUAGAUAAUUCUCUAGACGAGGUCUGUAAUGGAGCUACAUAUGUUCUCGUAGAUGUGCUGGGAAACAAGAAAGAUGGUACUAAAAUGUUGCUAGUAGAAGAUAAUGGUGGUGGAAUGACUCCUGAUAAAAUGAGGCAGUGCAUGUCUCUGGGCUAUUCUGCAAAAAGCAAAAUUGCCAACACCAUUGGUCAAUAUGGAAAUGGGUUUAAGACGAGUACAAUGAGGCUAGGAGCAGAUGUUAUUGUGUUUUCACGCUGUCUAGGGAUUGAUGGACAAAGCCUCACACAAGGCAUUGGAAUGCUAUCCUACACAUUCCUGAGGGGUACUAAAAAGGAAGAUAUUGUGGUCCCCAUGAUUGAUUACGAGCAUACAGGACAGCAGUGGAACAAGAUGAUACGAUUUUCACUAAAUGACUGGAAUAGGAAUUUAGCAACCAUAGUGCAGUGGUCACCUUAUGAAAGUGAAGAAGAUCUUCUUAAGCAGUUCGAUUUCCUGAAACAUUGUGGUACGCGUAUAAUAAUAUACAAUCUCUGGGAAGAUGAUGGAGGAAGUCUGGAACUUGAUUUAGACACUGAUCAACAUGAUAUUCAACUUAAAGGAAACAACCGAGAUGAAAAGAGCAUACAAAUGGCAAAAAGAUAUCCAAACUCUAGGCACUUCUUAACUUAUCGACAUUCACUAAGGAGUUACGCAUCAAUUCUUUAUCUCAGACUUCCUUCUAACUUCAGAAUUAUUCUGCGUGGGGAAGAUGUUCAACAUCAUAGCAUAGUGAAUGACAUGAUGUUAUCACAGAAGAUAACAUACAAACCUCAGUAUAAUCCAGAGAUAAUGCCAGGAGCUUCAAAUAUGGUUGCUGAUGUGACUAUUGGAUUUGUAAAAGAUGCAAAAUAUCAUAUUGAUGUUCAGGGGUUCAAUGUUUAUCACAAGAACAGAUUAAUCCAGCCAUUCUGGAGGGUUUGGAAUGCUGCCGGGAGUGAUGGUCGCGGAGUUAUUGGUGUAUUGGAAGCUAAUUUUGUUGAACCAGCUCAUGACAAACAGGGCUUCGAGCGCACGCUUGUGCUUUCAAGACUCGAGCAACGAUUGGUGUUGAUGCAAAAGAAUUUCUGGUCUACAAAUUGCCAGGAAAUCGGUUAUGCUCCAAGACGACGUCCAGCUAAAGAAGCUUUGGAAUCUAAGAGAAGGAAGUCCACUUCAGGCACAAAUAAAAGAUCCCGACCACGAGAUCGUGCAAUUGAAGAUGGAGUUUUGCAUGAAGCACUACCACCUUCAGAUUCAAAGGUAGCUGCCAUAAACGAAGUUCGGCACGUAACCCCUGACAGUAAUUCAAAGAUUGUAAUCAAGGUGGACGAAGAUGAUAACGAAUCUGGCAAAAGAUUGAUGGAACUUCAUGCGACUGAGUUGCUAUCCAAUUUACAGCAGGAAAGAGAGAAGUGUAAAGCACUUGAAAUUCAACUUCAAGAGAAACAACAACAAAUAGAGGAGCUGGAUAAAGAGCAAGUAGUUCUGGUUGAUAUGAUCUCUGAAGAAAGGAGCCGCCGAGAUGCACUGGAGGAGAAAUUGAGGAAAAGUUUGAAGGAUGCAUCCACGACUAUUGAUUUCCUGCUUGACAAGGUAAAUCGGCUGGAAGAAGGCAGGAAGGAUUAAAGGUGCAAUCAAAAUUAGGAAUACUGGAGGCUGGAGCUGAAUUAGCUUAUGUCUCUGACCAGCCUUGAUGAUCAAUACACUGUUGCCUCACAGAUAGAGAGUAGUGCGUUCAUAUGGUUUGUGAUAAGAAUAGAAAAGAGGUUGUGCUCCACCUUAAAUUUGAUGUGUAUAUAUAUAUAUAUAUAUAUGGAGGACAAACCCCUCGUACAUGCAUGUAUAAACUUUUUAGAUGCUAUUAGGAAGCUAUUUUUGUUGAUACAAACGAUAUUAUAUUUUGCAUGAAUUAUUACAUUUUUUAUACUUUAAA
Molecule: messenger RNA, 2521 nt
Organism: Juglans regia (Persian walnut)
Lineage: Eukaryota; Viridiplantae; Streptophyta; Magnoliopsida; Fagales; Juglandaceae
Product: protein MICRORCHIDIA 7-like
Exons: 18
Coding region: 115-2214 (699 amino acids)
Cellular component (GO): nucleus
Molecular function (GO): ATP hydrolysis activity
Source: RefSeq, a predicted model, not a curated record